AUGGUGAACGUUCCGAAGACCAGAAGAACGUUUUGCAAAAGUUCAAAGUGCAAAAAGCACACUAUUCAUAAGGUAUCGCAGUAUAAAGCUGGAAAGCCUGGUCUCUAUACUCAAGGAAAAAGGCGAUACGAUAGGAAGCAGUCAGGUUAUGGUGGUCAGACUAAGCCUAUAUUCCGAAAAAAGGCGAAGACUACUAAAAAGAUCGUUCUCCGAUUAGAAUGUACUGAGUGUAAGUAUAAGCACCAACUCGGAAUUAAACGGUGCAAGCACUUCGAACUUGGUGGUGAUAAGAAAAAGAAGGGACAGAUGAUCCAGUUCUAA
Molecule: messenger RNA, 321 nt
Organism: Mesocestoides corti
Lineage: Eukaryota; Metazoa; Platyhelminthes; Cestoda; Cyclophyllidea; Mesocestoididae
Source: the annotation of a GenBank genome assembly